AUGACGCUUUCCUCUUUGGCGGCAGCGCUGUCAUUCACUCUGCUGGCCGCAGAUGUCGCAUGGGCAGAGGCCUGGACACUUCCUGACAAUGUUCGUGUUUUCCAUCCCGCGGAUGACUCGGCCGGGGGGAACAGCCAUCAUCCGGCAGCUGCGAUCGCGUGGAAGACCUGGGUUCUUACAGAUGAGUCCGGCCUUGAAAAGUCCCGAUCGCCUCCCGCUAAAGAGAGUGGCACACAGGGCACACAGGGCACACAGUGGCUGCUCAGCAGGCGGAUGCUGGGCACAUUCCUGGGCCUGGUUUUGAUACUGACAGUACUGUGGCUUCUUACACUGGUGCAGAAGUGGAGGGACCAGGUAUCACCUAAUGAGUUUGCCUUGUAUGUCAACCUGUUGAUCUGCAUUCAAGGAUUCACCAACUACAGCUCUGUGGUGCUGUGUUCAUACCCGCUUUUCUUGGCGCUGAAAUCCGACGAUGCAGCUUCAAUGUCCGGCCUCUUCAUUGGGAUCUUCAUGACUGCAAGUGCAGCCGGCACUGGCGUCUGUUGGAAGAUCCUGAGCAUGUUUCCGGAUGUCUGGCGUGGUGGGGUUAAGACCUUCUUGGUGGUCGGGCUCUCUUGCCAACUCGCUGGCGCGCUGGGAUUGGGCAAGGUGGCAUGGGUCGGAAAGUACCCAGAGGCAGACAGCACAUGGGUUUACCUGUCAAUGACAGCAAGGGUUUUCCAGGGCUUCGGUCAUGGCAUGAACGACCAAAUCAUGAAGUGCUGCAUCGUGAAGCUUGCUCCCAUCAGCGAACGGCCCCGGCACUCCUUGAACAAAUUUGUGGCCAACACUGUGGGGAUCGGUGCUGGCCCAAUCUUGGUGGCGGCUGCGUUUUUCUUCUUCCAGGACGAGAACGAUGCGACCAUGACAGCAAGAGGAGCUCAUAUCAGCAUGCUAACGGCGCAGUUGCAGUUCUGGACGACUGGAGUGCUCCUGACAGCCACCAUGCUUAUCUACCCUGCAAUGAAGGAGGUUGCCACCGACCAUGGCGCGGCAAGCGGCCCAGCCCACGGGGAUCAAGCUUUGGUGCUCAUCAUCAGUCUGGUCAUGGAUGCAUUGCGUGCCUUUAUCGUUUCCGGCGUCGAAUCGGCAACAUGCCUGCUGCUGCAAGAGAAGUUCCAAUGGAAUCACGACAGCAUUGGCUUUUGCAUCGGGGUCACGUUCUGCCUGGUGGUGCCAGCCUACCUUCUGCACCGACAGUUCCACCACCAAUUCGGCGAGGUGCGCUUGAUGAGGGCAUACACGUGCAUGGGCAUCACAGCCACGAUGCUGCUAGGCUUUGCCAUGCACCCCGAGUGGAUUCUCCUAGCUGACUCGGUCAUCUUUCCGACGACCUACCUGUCAGGAGCACUGAAUAUGGGCAUUCUGAACAGCAACGUCUUCCCAGAUGGAUCCCUCCUGGAUGCCAACAAUGUCAUGCUCGUCAAUGGCCUCAUUUCCAACGGUAUGGGACGCUUUGGUGGACCCGUCUUCUCGCGGUCUCUGAUAGCAGAGCUUGGGCAGAAAGCCUAUGCGGCUUGCCAAGCCUGUGCGAUGGCGUUCAUCCUUUGCGGCACCACCGGUGUAGGUGCGCACAAAGAGUGGCACAGCGUGUCAAAGUAG
This is a messenger RNA of Symbiodinium natans, 1641 nucleotides long. NCBI's taxonomy places the organism in Eukaryota, Dinophyceae, Suessiales, Symbiodiniaceae. The record is from the annotation of a GenBank genome assembly.